Ilyonectria robusta is the source of this 995-nucleotide messenger RNA. RefSeq lists its product as uncharacterized. NCBI's taxonomy places the organism in Eukaryota, Fungi, Ascomycota, Sordariomycetes, Hypocreales, Nectriaceae. Bases 37 to 918 code for a protein of 293 amino acids. The record is from RefSeq and is a predicted model, not a curated record. The transcript has a single exon.
GGGUGUUGUGGUAUGUACCUACUUGGGUAUGGAUGAAUGGGUGGGUGGAUGGGUGGAUGGGAGGAAUGUUGGAGGCUCUGGGCACCCCGCCACCACCAACUGUCACUAUCACUGUCACUGCCACUGCCACGGUCACUCCAUCAUCAACACCAACUCCAUCACCAAUACCAACACCAACCCUCAACAACACCCACCUCGAACCUGCACGUCGUCAACCACAAUCGGCCCCUCAUAGGCCGGCCCGUAACAGGCCAGACCUCGAUACCUAGAACAACCAUCACCGCCGCCGCCACAGCCCACCGCCCACCGCCCUUCCAGACGAUCCUCCAUCCAGGCGCUGCUUUUGGGGGCCAAUCCCAUGGCAUCCAUGUGAGCAGGGCGGCUUUCGACUAUUGUAAGCCCACCCCCGCCAAGCCUCAAACCUCCAAGCCUCCGUGCUUCUCAUCCCCCUCCCCCCCGGUCUUCCGGUCUUUGGCCUGGGGGGGGACGGAGGCUGGCCUGUUAAAGCCCGAGGGCGUUUGCAAAGCCUCCGCCAUGGAAAGCAAGACCAGCACGAGAGGAAUGUAUUUUCUUAUUCCCUCCUUUGUCGGUACCCCAUCCUGUCUUCAGCAAAUAUACAUAAAACCAACUACUCCGUCUCAACGGGUCGGACAGAGCGACAAGGGUCCGGCGCCAAGGCGAAACCACGAGAAGAAAAAAACGUGCAGGGGACGGAUGGACAGCCGAACGACGGAUCGGCCAGUUGAAACGAGACGUUGGUACGUAAGUAUGCUCCGACUUGCGUACCUCGUACCUGGAUUGUCAUGUCUGUCUGGCGUAGCAGCCGGGCGCUCACUCGGCUUGCCUAUGGGAAAUCCAUUCAUAGUAACACACACGGCGGACCACGGUGCAAGGCCGCACUGUACAGCAAGCCCAUGAUUCCCGGCUGCGCGAGUUGAGUUGUCAGCCGCAGUGGAUGCCCGCCUUCUGCGCGGAGUCUUAUAGGGCAUAGGGCC